UUUAAUGGAGUUGGAUGUAUAGCUGUUACAAGAAUGGUUCAGCUUCGAGAUGGGUCUCGCAAGUGUAAAUGGAUUACUUCCAAUGUUUUGAUUCCAAUUUGCAUUACUGAUUUUCUACGAAUUGCCAUUUACAUAUAUAACGAGCGUCCGGAAAGAUUAGCGUAAUUAACCCAGAAAAGAUGACCCCGGCGUGUUCUCAGUUAUUGGUGAAAAUAUACAAUUGAUUGAAAUGAAUCUUAUGUAGAUUCACGAACGCUGUUUGAUUAUAGAAGAAAAAAACAAUACAGUACAGAGCUAAUAUUUAUGUAAGAUAACAUUGUGUAUUCUGUACGUGAAGCAGUUCCGUGCUAGGAGAAUCUCUAUAUAGAAUGAUGGUCAUUGGUCACAUUAUCGGAGUUGUGAACAAACUGGAGUUGCAGCAUGGAUAGGUGCAGUCGACGUCUAUUUUAACGAUGCUCCGUGUCACAGCUCACUGGGAGAGAUAUGGAUUUACAUCUAUUGGAAUUUCCUUGUAAAUAGAUGUCGUUGUACACAAAUAGUGAAUGGAUUCUUCGUCUAUUGAUUCAUUAUAUUUGCUAUAAUGGAAUUUAAUACUCUCCGGAUUUGAGAAAUUUGUAGAGCACAUCAGUGAUCUGGAAUUUAAUAUGACAUCAUUAAUCAUGGUGGCUUUACGGCAAUGUUGGAUGGUUGUGAUUUUUAACAUAUUAGCGGUGUGCCGAGGUUUUCAAUUUGAGGGAUCUUCCACUAGUUUUUCUAAAUUCUCUCCAUGGACUCCCUGCCAUAAUGGGACGAUAGAGUUCGAGUUUAAGACACAGCUUCCCAACGCUUUAAUGUUUUAUACGGACAGUGGUAAUGCGCAGGCUAAUGAUGAUUACUUUGAAUUAAAACUUGUAGACGGUAUUAUGUAUCUACUUUUUAAGCUCAACAAAGAAAAUGAUAUGAUGACCUCAGUUAUGGGUAACCUAAAUGACAACGAAUGGCAUUCAGUAAAAUUGAUGCGGGCUGGCAGACAGACAACGCUUAUCGUUGAUGAACAAACGUUAGUGAAAGAACAUGUGAACUAUGACAGCGAAUAUCAGACAUUUGACGGGACAUCAAGUAACUACAUAUUUGUAGGAGGUCUUCCAUUGGAGUACAAUACCCAAUUAGAAAAAUUGGCCCAUUCACAGGUUAUGUUCGAACCCCGACUUAGCGGUUCGGUGAGGAACCUUUUUUACAGCAACUGCGGGAAAGAGAUGGUGACCCCUGACCUGGUGGACAGCGAUGGGCUAGUUGUGGGGGAGGAUCGUUGUCUCCGUGACAACCCCUGUCUCCACGGCGGCAUCUGCGUGGUCAGGGAUGACGGAAUCAAGUGCGACUGCUCCUACACACAAUUCAACGGAGAACACUGUCAAAUGGAGAGGCAGGCAGUGGAAGCAAUGUUUAAGGGGAUGCAGUACCUGACCUAUGACCUCACACAGCGAGGGGACCCAAUCUUCAGCGCAAAUGACCAUCUCAGCCUUUACUUCAAAACUACGCAGUCCAAUGGCCUACUCUUCUUUACUGGUGAGAGUAAUGACUACAUGACGGUGACCUUGAAGAAUGGGGCUGUGCAGGUUGCCAUGGAUCUUGGCUCCGGCAAGUUUGAGGACACCGCAGAUAUGGGCGGCUACAAGCUGGACGACGGUCAAUGGCACCACCUCAAGGUGACCAGGAACACUCGACAGGUGUCCUUUGGCCAAUCAUUUUGUGAUGUGUUUGUGGAUGUCGACGAUUUCCGUCGCGUAAUGGGGAUGACCCAAGGAGAGUUCACAAAGCUCUCAUCCAAUCAGCUUUUCCUGGGUGGGGCACCUGACCCCGCCCGACUCCCUGGAUCAGAUAUAACGUCAAACUUCCAGGGAUGCAUGAAACAGGUGGAGUUCAAAGCUGACAGCAUAUCGCUGGAACUGAUAGAGCUUGCAAAGGCAGACCACAAUCUCAUUUCCGUGAUCGGUGACGUUAUUUUUGGUCAGUGUGAGGAUGUUGUUGAGUCCCAGCCCGUUACUUUCAUGACUCCUGAAUCAUUCAUUGCAAUGCCGAAAUGGGACAUUAAGAAAAAGAACGGCACCAUAUCAUUUCAGUUUAGAACUACAGAGCCUGAUGGCUUGAUCAUGUACAACAGUGCGCAAUAUGGCUCAAGUAAUUUGGAUUUCUUUGGUUUGGAGAUUAUUGAUGGUCACUUUUACCUGGUGAUGGCUUUAGGGACAGGUGCAAUAAAGGAGAAAAUAUCUCGAAAUAGGGUGGAUGAUGGCUUACCUCACACGGUUUACCUCAUGUACCGAGGCAAGACUGGUUUGAUACGGAUCGAUUCCCAUGAAUACGACUACCUAACUCCCGGAAUGGGGAUGGAGUUAGAUCUUGAAGAUAUGCUGUUUGUUGGUGGUCUCGACUUUGAACGUUAUAAUGCUUACCGGCUACCAAAGGAGCUAUGGUCAGGAAUCCUAAAGCAGGGGUAUGUGGGCUGUCUGCAAGACCUGAAGAUCAACAACGAUAAGGUGGACUUGAUGAUGGUUGCCCGGAAGCAGCAUCAGAAGGACAUACGGAACGAGUGUCGCAAACUCGAGCCCCAGUGUUCUAGCCAGCAGUGCAUGCAUCGCGGCACCUGCACUGAGGGGUGGAAUCGCUACAUCUGCGACUGCCGUAACACCUCGUACAGGGGGCGCAACUGUGAACAUGCUGCAACCACGCUGUCAUUUGACGAGGCUCAGUAUGUGCUUGUGACAUUGCCGGAGGAGACGAGUACCGAGGCAGAGGACAUCUCGCUCAGAUUCCGCACCAUUAAGGCCCGUGGGCUGCUGCUUCUCACGCGGGGCACCAUGACGGAUGAUAGCAUUGAGCUGUUCCUUGAACGUGGGGCAUGUAAACUAACCAUCAGCCUUGGGCCUCGGUCUCGGACACUAUCAGUGGGUCACAACCUUAAUGACAAUGCCUGGCACACGGUGUUCAUCAAGCGCAGCGGACAGAAGGUGGAAUUCUGGGUAGACACCAGUGGCCAUGUUAUAGAUACAAUAGCCCAGGUGGCGAUCACGUUGAAGGUGAAGAAGAUCUUGCUGGGGUCUGUCAGUCCUCUUCUCUCAGGCACACAGAGUCUGUCAGAGGAUUCAAUGAUGAUGAAUGACGCGCCAGUGCCCUCAUAUACAUUCUUCGUUGGUGAGAUGCAACAGUUUGUAUACAAUGGGAACCACUUCUUUGACACUGCACUGGAGAAAACUGUUGAAAGCAUUGAGGUUACUUCCAGGUUUGACCCAGGGGCCUCCCUGACGAGGGACGCAGUGACCUUCCAGUCUGGACAAUCAUACGUCGCCCUGCCCCAUCAGAUCUUUGAACCCAACAGCCUUCACUUUGCUCUCUCGUUUGCCUUUAAGACACGCCAGAAAUCCGGGCUCCUGCUGUACAGCGGGCUUAAUGGGCCAGACUUCCUUGCCUUGGAGCUCAUGGAUGGAUACUUGUUCUACAUUUAUGACAUGGGUGGAGGAUCCAAGCGUACCUUAGUUAAUACACCAGAGCCGCUGAAUGACGACAAGUGGCAUGAUAUCUCUCUGUUCCGGCCCCAGUUAGACCAGCAGCAGAUCCGUGUAGACAGUAACCCCGCCACUGUGGAGGACAUGAAGGGUUACCCUGCUCGCCACUUUGACCUCAAGGGUCCGCUCUAUGUGGGUGGGCUGCUUAAGACACGUUACUACCAGCUGUCGAUGAAGAUAUCAUCCCGUAAUGGCUUCCUUGGUUGCCUUGCCUCCCUGGAUAUUAAUGGGAAGAGGAUUGAUAUCCUUGAAUCCGCCACUAACAAGGACGUAUUGGCUCAAAACCCUGUAUCCCGGGGAUGCUCAAGUUCUGCGGCGACAUGUGACACGAACUCUUGUGCCCACGGUGGUCGAUGUGAGCAACAGUGGAACUCCUACGUGUGCAACUGUGAGAUGACUACAUACACCGGCUCCAGAUGCAUGGAUGAGAGCAUCACUUACGAGAUUGGACUUGAUGACGGUCUGAUAGCGUAUGAGUACCCAGGUAAUGACCAACCAACCACGAAGCAAGACUACCUCGCAAUCGGCAUUUCUACAAUCCAGAAUGAGGCUUCCAUAUUGCGAAUUGACAGUGCUGAGACUAACGACUACAUCGAGAUGGAACUGGUGAAUGGUAACAUCUUUAUGGUGUACAAUAUGGGACUAGAAGACAUUCCCGUGGUCACCCUGGAGCAGGCGGUAAACGACGGGCGCUAUCACGUCAUCAAGUUUGUACGCUCUGGGGCCAACGCCUCUCUACAGGUUGACUGGGAGAAAAGGAAUAAAAACCCCAUGGGCCAGAAGAUGACAGUAUUCAACAGCCAGGCGCGUGUGAUGAUUGGAGGAAGGCUUGACAGUCAUGGGAGAAUCUCCAAAGCCUUUCAUGGCACUGUCUCAGGUUUGGUGUAUAAUGGAGUCCGUAUCCUGGACCAGCUGAAGCAUGGCGACCCACGUGUCCGGUCUGAGGGCGAUGUCAGUCUUGUACAGAGAGAACAGCCAGUACAGACCCCGCCCCAGCACGUAGAGGUACAUACAGAGGGGGAGCCCAGCAUGCAGUCAACACAGGGGGUCAAGGAGAAACUUAACAAAAGAUCAACCAAUGAAAUUGAAGAAAACUCUGCGCGUCACAGAAAGAAGAACAAGCAUAAGGAGUUUGAUGCCUAUUACACAUACUACCAUCAGAAGGCCAACCUGGUGGACCGGGAUAGUCGUGAACCACGAUAUGUAGAGCCUGUGGUUCCAAAUGAAGUGCGUCCGAAAACCCUCCCUGCCCCUGCUGUGUAUCCAGUGCAUGGAAACUCUGCUAAAGUCAGCCCUUAUCACACCAAUACAACACCUGUCCCCUCCCUGGGGCCCAUUCUUGACACAGGAAUUCCCAUGGGUGGGCGAGUGGUUGAUCACACCAUUGGUGGAGACAUUUUCAGCACUGAGAACCUUCAGUCUUUCCAAGAUACUGAGAAUGAUGAUACUGAAUUCCAAAGCUCUGGCUAUAGUUCUGUUGAAAGCUUUGCUGAAAAACUUCUUAGAAAGAUUUCUAUAUGGAAAAAGAAGAAGACUAAACAUAAACAUUGGAAAACAAAGGCUUCUGCAACAUUUCCUUUUCAAAUUACAAACAGUCACAUUCCAAGUUCCGACAAUUCAGUGCCAAAAAUUAGUGUAGGGAAGUUUCAAAGGCCACCAUUCGCCAUUGAUGAUCGGCACAACAGGGUUUUGUACCCAAAGGACCGAGGUAAAUCUUGGAGACGAAGGCGACCACACAAACAUUCCAGCAGCACCACUCCACGUCAGGGGGUGACAGAUGACAUCAUUUUCUCAGGCCAGGGGCCAGACUGUUUCAAUGUCGAUGAAGAGUGUUUAACAACGUCAGAUGAUGAUGACAUAAUAACACCAAACAUCAUCAUCACUCGCUUAACAACACCAAAACCAGAACCAAGCGAAAGUAGUGGGAUACACAAUGAAACAUGCAAAGACUGUCAACCCCAAGGUACGGAACUUGAUCCGAACAUAAACAUGGACAACACAACUUACAACAUCGCUAGACCUCGCCCUGAUGUAACACUCACGAACAGAUCAGCUUCUGAAAAAAGCUCAACAGAAAAGGACCAUUUUAACAUAUUUCUUGCUAUCUGCAUUGCUGCAGGUGUUAUUGUAAUUGCUUUGAUUUUAGCUGUAUUGUUGUACCGUUUUCGACGCCGAGAUGAGGGAACUUAUCGCGUUGACGAGAGUCAAAAUUUUGCUUAUCUAGAAGCUAAAAAGCAGCAGACAAAUGGUGCUGCGGUCACUAGUGUUGGCAAUGGGAAGACUAGUGGUAAAAAGCGGGAUGUUAAAGAGUGGUAUGUAUGAUAUGAGGACAUUGAUUCAUGCGUGGAAAAAAGUGAUUUUUGAUGAGGUUCUAGUGCCAUGUUUUGAGUGUGCCAAUUUAAGCUAAUAAAAUGUCGAAUACUUUAAAGUAUAGGCAGAGUUAACUCUUAUUUAUAAAUAAAUAAAUAUCACUUGUUAACUUAAGUUAUUAAAAUGAAGGAGAGAUGUUGAAGAGAAGUACAAUGAACAUUACUGAGGUGCUCCAUAACGGAUACUUACCAUAUAUAUAUAUAUGAUUCUAGGGUUUGGGGCAGUAAGGUUUCAAGUAAAGUAGCACUGCCACGGAGAAGCUUAUUUUUUCAAUGCUUUUUAGAAAGAAUGCCUCUGAGAUUAUUUUGCUAGAGGUACAAAAAUGUACAGGUAGACAGUAACUGUUGCAGUAUUUUGAAAUAUUGCAGCUUUAGAUAUUUUUGAAGGGAAACAUUAUUUUCCACAUAUGGGUCAAUAAGGAUCUAGUCAACGUUGAUGUUUGUGGUGUGGUAACUAUGGCUGUAAAUGAAACUGCAAAAACAGUUUGAUGUUGUGUUAAUUUUAGAAUUGCUGGGCAAUUCUUUCUUACAAAUCGCACAUAUUGAAAGUGCAUUAUAUUAAUUAAUGAAUGUAACACUAAUUAAAACAAUGCCCAUAUAAAAUGCUCUAUAUUAUUUAUUUUAUAUUUCAUUGUUUCAUGUGUAGUCUUGAACCAAUAGUUGGUGGAUUACUAGAAUAACUAAAGCUGAUCUUUUCAUGAUAAAUUGUACUUUAAAAACGAUACAAAUAAUACCUUUUGAAUAUAAUACAUGUUUUUGAAAAAGAAAUCUAAAAUUGUUUAAAAUCAUUAAAAUAUCACACCAAUUGAUUGAUAUCUAUUUUAUAUUGUUACAACAGACAAUUGUAUACAUAGGAAUACUUAUGUUUGUAAGGCCCUCCUAAAAAAUUGCAGCUUCCUCUGUCAGAUAUGCUAUCACUCAGGGGCCCUUACUACAUCCAGUGAUGGCUUUGGUUAUUUUUAUGUACAACACUGUAUGUACAUGUAUUGUAAAUUCUGGGACAAAUUUGUCGCAGCUUUGUGUUCAUGUUGUGUCAUGAUCGAAAUGGCCAUACUACCAUGUGUUUCAUUGACCUAUACCACAUGUUCAGUAAAACAUUUUUAUUGAUAUCUAAAUUAAAAUUAUUUCAUUUUUGUAUUUAUUUGUGUCAUGCAUAGAGAUUAAAUCGUGUUUGAAUAUGUGAGUGUAGAUUUUGCUUAUUUAUUUUGUACAUAAAUAUGUAAUUUGUCUACAAUGUUGUCUAAAAUGCUUGUUUUAAAACAAACAGAUGUUUAGUGUCAACUGUUAUUUAUUUCUUUUACUGUGUUUAGAGUGAUUUUCUAUACUGUGAUGCAACCAUGUUAAUAAAUGAUCAA
Messenger RNA from Mya arenaria, 7263 nucleotides. Its product is annotated as neurexin-1a-like. The transcript has 20 exons. Bases 645 to 5861 code for a protein of 1738 amino acids. Gene Ontology annotation, molecular function: calcium ion binding. The record is from RefSeq and is a predicted model, not a curated record. Lineage: Eukaryota; Metazoa; Mollusca; Bivalvia; Myida; Myidae.